AUGGGCAGCCCGCGCGCCCUCCUGACCCUGCUCCUCGCGCUCACCUCCGCCGCAGCGACGCCCAACGCGGGUCUGAAGACGUGGAGGCGCUUCAGGAAGCUGCCCUAUCCGGGAGACAAGGCUUUCCUGUACGACACUUUCCCCAAGGGCUUCAUCUGGGCCGUGGGCACGGCGGCGUACCAGGUGGAGGGCGCGUUCGAGAAGGACGGCAAGGGGCUCUCCAUCUGGGACACCUUCACGCGCGGCGGGAGCCGCAUGGCCAGGGGGGACGUGGGCAGCGACAGCUACCACAACGUCCGAGCCGACAUUCGCGCCAUCCAGCAGCUCAAAGUCAGCCACUACAGGUUCUCCCUGUCCUGGGCCAGGAUCUUCCCCAACGGGACCCGCGGGAGCUACAACGAGGCCGGAACCGGCUACUACCGCGCGCUGCUCCGCAGGCUGAAGGAGGCGGGCGUGCAGCCGGUGGUCACGCUCUACCACUGGGACCUGCCCGACCACCUGCAGCAGACCCUGGGCGGCUGGAGCAACCCCGAGCUGGUGGGCAUCUUCAGGGACUACGCCGACUUCUGCUUCCAGACCUUCGGGGACGACGUGAAGUUCUGGAUCACCAUCGAUAACCCGUUCGUGGUGGCGCGCCACGGGUACGGCACCGGGGUGGUGGCGCCGGGCAUCAAGAGCGACCCCGACCUGCCCUUCAGGGUGGGACACAACCUGAUCAAGGCUCACGCAGCCACCUGGCACCUGUACGACCGCCGCUACCGCCCCCGGCAGCAGGGGAAGCUGUCCAUGGCUCUGGCCUCGCACUGGAUCAAGCCCAGCCGCUCUCGCCCGGAGAGCCUGCGGGAGUGCCAGUGCUCGCUGGACCACAUCCUGGGCUGGUUCGCCCGGCCGCUGUUCACGGACGGGGAUUACCCGCCGUGCAUGAAGGCCAGGCUGGGCUCGCGGCUGCCCUCCUUCACCCCGGAGGAGAGGGAGCAGGUGAGAGGGACCGCCGACUUCUUCGCCCUGUCCCACGGGGCGACGCUGAGCUUCCAGCUCGUCAACGACAGCCUCAAGUUCGGGCAGCAGGAAGACCUGGAUCUGAGGAUGCUGCUGUACUGGGUCGACAAAGAAUACGACCGGCCCCCCAUCUUUGUGGUGCAGAGCGGCUGGUACGUGCUGGGAAACACCAAAACCGAAGAUCCUAAACACAUGUACUACCUCAAGAGGUUCAUCGCAGGAGCGCUAAAGUCAAUCGUCUUCGACGGCGUGAACGUGAUCGGGUACACCGCCUGGUCGCUGAUCGACGGCUUCGAGUGGCACCGGGAGUACGGGAUACGGCGAGGACUGUACUACAUCGACUUCAACACUCCGGAGAUGACGAGGGAGCCGAAGACAUCCGCCACGUUUUACCGUAACGUCAUCCAUAAGAACGGUUUUCCAGAGCUGCCGGAGAACAGACCAGCACAGGGGGUCUUCCCCUGCGAUUUUGCUUGGGGGGUGUCGGCCAACUCCAUACAGGUGGAGACCACUCCCAGCCAGUUCGCCGACCCCAAUGUUUACCUCUGGAACGUCUCCAGCAACGGAGAGCUGACGAGGCUGGAGGGCUUCAGCGCUCCGCCUCUCCGCCGAAGCGCCAACUGCGCCGAUUAUGCCACCAUUCAGCAGCAGGUGAAUGAGAUCCUGCACGUGGGCGUGAACCACUUCCACUUCUCCCUCAACUGGUCGGCUCUGGUGCCCGCCGGCGACGUGGCUCGUCCGAACGCCACCCUGCUGGGCUACUACCGCUGCUUCACCCGCCAGCUGCAGCGCGCCAACGUCACGCCCGUGGUCACCCUGUGGCAUCGCACGCGGCAGCGCAGCAGCCUGCCGGCCCCGCUGGACGCCAACAAGUGGCUGAGCAGAGGCGCUCCGGAGGCCUUCGCGGACUACGCCAGGCUCUGCUACAGAGAACUCGGGGCUCACGUGAAGAUGUGGAUCACGCUGAACGAGCCCAACGACGAGAUGGUGAGCUACCAGGAGGCCCACGAGAUGCUGCGGGCGCACGCCCUGGCCUGGCACGCCUACGACGACGAGUUCAGGCGCCUGCAGGGAGGACAGGUGUCCCUGGCGCUGCACAUGGACUGGGUGGAGCCGGCGUUCUCGUUCAGCCGAGAGGACGUGGAGCCGGCUCAGAGGGUCCUGGACUUCAAGGUGGGCUGGUUUGCCGAGCCCAUCUUCGGCAGCGGGGACUAUCCUCUGGGGAUGAGGAGCUGGCUGCGGCAGCUCAACUCGCUGGAGCUGCCAGUUUUCAACGAGGAGUACAAGCUGCUGGUUAAAGGGACGUACGACUUCUUUGCCAUCAGCCACUUCAGCACCAAACUGGUGACCCACGCUAAGGAGGACUCAUACACUUACACAGCCUUACUGGAGGUGCAGCACAUGAUCGACACCACGUGGAUCCUGUCUCCCAGGCCUGUGGUGCCCUGGGGUCUGAGAAAAGCCCUCAACUGGGUGAAGGAGCAUUACGGCGACGUGCCCGUCUACGUGAUGGCCAACGGGGUGCAGGAGGACCCCGCCCGCUUCAAAGACAGCCUGAGAGUUUACUACCUGUACAACUACAUCAACGAAGCACUUAAAGCGUACACCCUGAACGGCGUCAACCUGAAGGGCUACUUCGCCUACGCGCUGAGCGACAAAAGGGACCCGGAGUUCGGCAUGUACGGCCAGGUCCACGAGGAGGUCAUCGUCAAAGCCUCCCUGUCCAACUACCGCAACAUCAUCCAGCACAACGGCUUCCCCGACCCGGGCGCCGCGCCGCAGCGCUGCCCCGCCGCGCCGCCGUCCUGCCCCGGCUGCCACGUCCUGGAGAAGAGGCCUGUGGUGGGCUUCCUGACCCUGGUGGGCUCAGGGGUGCUGAUCACCCUGGGCCUCAUCAUUUAUUACGCCACCAAAAGACACAAAGAGUGCUACUGA
Salarias fasciatus (jewelled blenny) is the source of this 2934-nucleotide messenger RNA. It is a transcript of the gene kl, whose product is annotated as klotho. The record is from RefSeq and is a predicted model, not a curated record. Gene Ontology annotation, molecular function: fibroblast growth factor binding; hydrolase activity, hydrolyzing O-glycosyl compounds; fibroblast growth factor receptor binding. Lineage: Eukaryota; Metazoa; Chordata; Actinopteri; Blenniiformes; Blenniidae. The transcript has 13 exons. The coding region runs from base 1 to 2934 and encodes 977 amino acids. Gene Ontology annotation, biological process: fibroblast growth factor receptor signaling pathway; carbohydrate metabolic process.